AUGACUGUCACGUACUCCAGUAAAGUAGCAAAUGCGACUUUUUUUGGAUUUCAUAGGUUACUCCUCAAGUGGAGAGGCAGCAUCUACAAACUACUGUACAGGGAAUUUAUUGUCUUUGCUGUUUUUUACACGGCAAUAAGUUUGGUGUACAGAUUGUUACUUACAGGAGCCCAAAAACGUUACUUUGAAAAAUUAUCAAUUUACUGUGACAGAUAUGCUGAACAAAUUCCAGUAACCUUUGUGCUUGGGUUUUAUGUUACUCUGGUAGUGAACCGAUGGUGGAACCAGUUUGUGAACCUGCCCUGGCCAGACAGGCUGAUGUUCCUCAUCUCCAGCAGUGUUCACGGAAGCGACGAACACGGGCGCCUGCUCAGAAGGACCCUGAUGCGCUAUGUGAAUCUCACGUCCCUGCUCAUCUUCCGCUCGGUGAGCACGGCUGUGUACAAAAGGUUCCCUACGAUGGACCAUGUGGUUGAAGCAGGUUUUAUGACGGCAGAUGAAAGAAAAUUAUUUGACCACCUCAAAUCUCCUCAUCUGAAAUAUUGGGUUCCAUUCAUCUGGUUUGGAAAUCUUGCAGCUAAAGCCCGGAAGGAAGGUAGAAUCAGAGACAGUGUUGAUCUGCAAUCACUGAUGACUGAAAUGAACAGAUACCGCUCUUGGUGCAGCCUCUUAUUUGGUUAUGACUGGGUUGGGAUUCCGCUGGUUUACACCCAGGUUGUCACUCUGGCUGUCUACACCUUCUUCUUUGCCUGCCUGAUUGGACGCCAGUUUUUGGAUCCCACCAAAGGCUACGCGGGGCAUGACUUAGAUCUUUACAUUCCAAUCUUCACUCUCCUACAGUUCUUCUUCUAUGCAGGAUGGCUCAAGGUAGCUGAGCAGCUUAUCAACCCUUUUGGAGAAGAUGAUGAUGAUUUCGAAACCAACUGGUGCAUUGACAGAAAUCUGCAGAUAAGGAAAGAACUUCAACUUGGCUACUUGCUUCAGGCCCUUGCUCAGUUCUUAAGUUACACCAACAUCCUGCUGCCCCGACACUCCCCUCUGUGUCACACAAAGCGCACCUGGCAUUGUGAAGGCAUCUUGUCACCAGGGCUGUCGAUAGGAACAUUGGAACCAGGGCGGACCAAGCACUGUUGCUCCCGGAGCUGGUGUGAGCAUUUGCGGUUUAAAGGCAAGGCUUUAAGUAGCUCCUCUUUGAACCCCAUUAAGACCACAAAUCCACCGACACAUGAGACAACCAUACUGUCCGGGUCAGAUCUCCCUGGUGAGGAGUGGCUGUGGAGUUUCGAGAAGCACGGCCAGCGCCAUUCCAUGAUUAGAAGAGUCAAGAGGUUCCUGAGUGCCCACGAACACCCCGCCAGCCCCAGGAGGAGAAGCUAUGGCAGGCAGGCCAGCGACAGCUCCAUGUUCUUCCCCCCAAGUGGCGACGUCAGCCCAGCCAGAGAUCUGCUGGAUGUGCCCUCGAGAAGCCCCCACCGUGCCUCACCCGCCCAAAGGCAACCCUGCUCCCCAGAGGGGAACCCCAAAGCGUACUCCAGCCUGGGGGAGCUGUCCACGAUCAGGGAGACCAGCCGGACAAGCACUUUGCAGAGCCUGACUCCACAGUCGAGCGUGAGGGUCUCCCCCACCAAAAUGCCGCAGGUCCCCGAGGUACUGAUCACAGUGACCGAGGCACCAGUGCCCACAUCACGUGACUCCACUGCCUCCAUCCAGAGCGCAGAGUUUACAGGGGUUGAGCCAAGCAGGACUGGACAGCAGGAGGUGCCUGUGGGAUUGAUUGCAUUCCCCUCAGAGAAAGGGACACCUCCUAGGGACCCCAGUCCUCAGACUAGUUCAGCCAAAGAUGAGAGAAACAUCCUCACGUUAGCCUCUGGGGAAGACCCUAAUGAUAAUGACAAGUUCCCCAAACGGUGGAGCCUCCCCGGUUUCCUGGCAUCCAGCCACGCCUCCCUGACAGGCCUAAGUCCAGAUCCCAUCAGUUCUGAGCCCGUUCUUUCACUUGACACAGAAACAUCCUCAGAGACCAGUGGAAUCAACAUUGUGGCUGGCUCGCGAGCCUCUCCUGAUGUGCUAUACUUACUGGAAAACCUGGACACCAAGGAAACAGACAUCGUAGAUUUUAAUAAUGAGAAAGCUGAGGCAUCACCCAACGGAAUACCAGAAAGGUCUAGGACCUGGUUCUAG
Messenger RNA from Puma concolor (puma), 2181 nucleotides. Lineage: Eukaryota; Metazoa; Chordata; Mammalia; Carnivora; Felidae. The record is from RefSeq and is a predicted model, not a curated record.